Molecule: messenger RNA, 1133 nt
Organism: Westerdykella ornata
Lineage: Eukaryota; Fungi; Ascomycota; Dothideomycetes; Pleosporales; Sporormiaceae
Exons: 1
Coding region: 263-865 (200 amino acids)
Source: RefSeq, a predicted model, not a curated record
CCGCGGAUGCUGGAUCACUUCAAGAAUUGGGUGCUGGUGUUGCAAUCUCAACUUCUCGAAACAGUAUGUUAUGCAACAACCAGCCUAUUUCCAAGCUCAUUGGUUCCAGGCCCCUAGAGUAGGAAUUCCGUGGCUCCAGGUUGGUUCUCCAGGUUCCAUGGCUCCAAUCCCCUUAAGUCCAGGUCCACUGGCUCCAAGUUGAGUGGGUCCAGGUUGAGUGCGUCCAGGUCCAGUGACUCCAGGUCCAGUGGCUCCAGGCUACAUGGUGUCUAAGGUCCAUAUUCCGGUUCUUGUUUCAAGACUCUUGUUCCAAGGCUCUUCAUCCAAGGCUCUUGCCUCCAGGCUCUUUUCCCAGGCUCCUCUCCGGAUUCUUACGAUAGCUCUUUUCUCGCCAACCUUUCCCAGCAAAGGCUCUGGCUCCUGUCAGCUACGCUCUCGCUCCACAGAGCUCUCCCCUAUAUGGCCAUAUCCCCUCCGGUGGGCACUGUCCGUAAAUGCGGCUUGCUUGCUACCGUUCUUGCUCCCAAGACAGCUGCCUAUGUUGGCCCGUUGCAGCGGCCGACGUCGUAUUCGCAGCUCCUCUAGCUCCUGCUACAGCGCUUGGAGAGCUACCGAAGUCUCCGUCAUCCGAUGGCGUGGCAUCACGAACCUUCGUCAAUCACGUUUGGUGGCGAUACGGUCCCGCCUUCGUUCCUAUCGAGCGGCAUUCGUCCAAAACAGAGUCUGGUGUCGACGGUUGAGCACAUACGUAUAUCGCACAAAUGAACCGUUCGCUUUCGGCUCCCCAAUGAAGCUGGUGGGAGCUGCCUUUCGUGGAGUGCAUCAAAGCGGCACAUUCUGUGAUUUGUGCCUUGUGGAAAGAUGAUGCUGCGCCGGACUUUCGCCCACGUGCCCAGGAGAUCGCAGACGAACCGUGGGGCCGACCUCGAAUAGGUACUGGUUGUGGAACAAGGCAUCGAUCCUCAGUGGAAAGAGAGAUAGCAUCGCACAUCGCAGCCAUAGCCCAUGAGCCAAUGUUGCAGACACCGGCAGUCAAUCAGCCCAAGUCGCAGGCGGUUUCCUUCCUCUCAUGGUUUUCAUUACAGCUUCGGGAGAACUCCGCUCUCGCAGUACGAAUAUCAGCAGUCGAUGGG